This is a messenger RNA of Asparagus officinalis (garden asparagus), 2254 nucleotides long. Its product is annotated as glycine-rich domain-containing protein 1. The transcript has 10 exons. Bases 44 to 2254 code for a protein of 736 amino acids. NCBI's taxonomy places the organism in Eukaryota, Viridiplantae, Streptophyta, Magnoliopsida, Asparagales, Asparagaceae. The record is from RefSeq and is a predicted model, not a curated record.
UUCCUUCGUCAAAGCCUCUUCUGAAGAGCAGGAGUUGAUCCUCAUGGACAAAGGGCAAGAAUUUGAAUGGGCUGAGGCCCAAAAGAUUGCAAUCAGCGAAGAUCUUGUCGCUGCAGCAAAGCAGCAGCUGGAGUUUCUUGCUGCAGUUGACCGCCAGAGGUUUCUUUAUGAGGGCCCUUUACUGGAAAGAGCAAUUCAUAGGUACGAGAAUUUUUGGCUGCCAUUAUUGGCUAAACAUGGUGAAUCUGGAGUUGUGGACGGAUCUUUGGUCGUCCCUCUCGACUGUGAAUGGAUAUGGCAUUGCCAUCGGCUUAAUCCAGUGCAAUACAAAAAGGACUGUGAAAAAAUUUAUGGGAGAAUCCUGGAUAACGAAAAUGUGAAAUCUUCUUUGUUUGCAAAGUCGAAACUUCGGAGUACUGAAAUAUGGGCUGAACUAUAUCCAGGAGAGCCAUUUGAGCUUGAUUAUAGUUGGUCAUACUCAGACGCUGGACUGUACUCUGGAGAAGAAAAUUCCAUCACUUACGAUUUGGUUUCUGCUGUGAAGAGACAGUCUGUUUUCUAUUACCAGGUAGCAAGACCCAGCAUGAGUGAUAGCCGUUUUCUUGAGGAAGCAGUGGCCAGAUACAAAGGAUUUCUUCAUCUUAUAAAGAAAAACCAAGAAACAUCAACGAACCGUUUUUGUGUGCCAACUUAUGAUAUAGAUCUUAUAUGGCAUUCUCACCAGUUGCAACCUUCAUCUUACUGCAAAGAUAUGCUUGAAUUGUUGGGUAAGAUAUUAGAGCAUGAUGAUACUGAUGCUGAUCGAACCAAAGGAAAGAAACUUGAUAAUGGAUUUUGUGAAACUACAAAGCAAUGGGAGGAUACAUUUGGUUUGAGAUAUUGGAGAGCUGGAGCUAUGUAUCGGGGAUGCGCGCCUUCUUCUUUAGAUGUUACUCCGUAUUUUUCAGGACCUGACAUGAAAAAUGAGGAUGUUAUGGAGAAGUCGGAGAUAUUAUUGCCUCUCCAGAAAACAAUGGUUGUGGAGGUUCUUCUCGAAAUUGUGGGAGUUAAAAACUUACCUGCUGAGCAAAAUGGAAACUUGUUUGUAUCUUUUAGCAAGAAAAGCCCAGACAUAUUCUUGAAUGGUAGUUCUACACUAAGUAUUUUAUCCGAAUCUGGAGAGAAACAAGUAGCUGGUUUCCAAUGUGAACCCACAGGCGAGCUAAUCUUGGCACUUAAGACUAAUUCAAACUCCCAUAUCAAAACGAUGGGAACGACCUCAAUUCCUCUUGAAGACUUGAUGGCUCCAAAUUCUAAGUUGUCUGUGGAGAAAUGGUUUGAAUUGAAACCUCAUACUGGAAAUUUGAAUGGCAAGCCGGUUUCUCUUUAUGUUGCUGCUUCUUUUACAGUUCCAUUCCCUGCUCCUCAAGAGUUUCGCAUGUUUAAGCCGAGCCCCAUCUCUAUGAACACAUGUUUCUUUCCACUCAAGGCUCAACUGGAUCGAAGAUGGGUGCGGUUGGCGGAUGACAAUGGUAAUGAUAUCAUCAGCCUACAAAUGAGGCGCGUAAGGCAAAAGAAUGGAGUGAAUAAUGGGAUGAUUUCUAAGAGCAAUAUCGUUGGAGUUACAAGAUUAUCCAAAAAACCACAUGUGCUGGCUGAAUACGCCGAAAACAAAUGGUCAUUGAACGAUUAUAAUUUAUCGCUCCAUAUCGAGAAGGAAAAUAGCCAAGGUGCUCAUAUCUUUGAGCUUUCGGGCAGCAAUCGGAUCAAGCUCUUCCCCGGGAAAAAGCUGGAAUGUGAACCCAAAAACUGCCACCACAUUGAGCUCAACUUCAUCACAGCUGUGGAGUUCUCCGCUGACCAUCCCUACGGAAGAGCUAUAGCCUUACUAGACAUAGAAUCAAGUCUCAUAAAGGUCGACGAGGAUCAGUUCGUGUUGCCUGCAAUCCUUCUCUUAUUCAUACUAAAGAAAGAAGGAUUAACAGGAAAAAACAUCAAACAGAUGGCCAAUCAAGAAUCAAAAACUUGUGACCAAACUUCAGAAGCGUCAGCAAUGAACGCUUCGACAACACAAGUCAACAGUGGAGGCUGCGGCGGAGGAUGUAGCGUGUGUGGGAACACGCUGAAUACCAACAGUUCUGGGGGUUGCGGCGGUGGCGGCUGUAGUGGUGGUUGUGGAGAUACGACGACAAUUGCAGGUUCAGGCCCUUGCAAAGAAGCAUCGAUAAAUUAUGGUUCAGGCGCUUGUUAUUCUACAGGACUACCUGGCUUCUGA